ACACACACACAGGCGCUCGAUGACAGACGGGGAGGGGGAAGCGGAGAGAAGUGUAAGCCCCGGAUCCAUCGUCAAGAGAGAAAAUAGGAAAGAGAGACCGCGUCCCACGUUUAUUUCGUUUUUAGCGGCAUCUUUCCGACUCACAGGCGUUAGGGAGCCCGAGGAGGGGGCUGUGUCAUUGUCUGUAGGAUGUCCCGACAUGAAGGUGUGAGCUGUGAUGCGUGUUUAAAAGGGAACUUCAGAGGGCGCCGAUACAAGUGUUUAAUUUGCUACGACUACGACCUUUGCGCGUCUUGCUACGAAAGUGGAGCCACAACAACUAGACACACCACGGAGCACCCGAUGCAGUGCAUACUAACCAGGGUAGACUUUGAUUUGUAUUAUGGGGGAGAGGCGUUCUCAGUAGAGCAGCCUCAGUCGUUUACUUGUCCUUACUGUGGUAAAAUGGGCUACACGGAAACAUCUCUACAGGAGCACGUCACCUCAGAGCACGCAGAGACCUCUACAGAGGUGAUUUGCCCGAUCUGUGCAGCUUUGCCCGGUGGCGACCCCAAUCAUGUGACAGAUGACUUUGCGGCUCAUCUCACACUUGAACACAGAGCACCUAGAGAUUUAGAUGAGAGCAGCGGCGUGCGGCAUGUGCGUCGGAUGUUCCACCCCGGGCGGGGACUGGGUGGUCCGCGGGCACGCAGGACUAACAUGCACUUUACCAGCAGCUCUACCGGUGGGCUCUCCUCUUCACAAAGCUCCUCCUACUCUCCAAGCAAUAGGGAAGCCAUGGACCCCAUAGCAGAGCUGCUGUCUCAGCUGUCAGGUGUGCGGCGCUCCGCAGGGGGGCAGCUGAACUCCUCUGGCCCCUCGACCUCACAGCUGCAGCAGCUGCAAAUGCAGCUCCAGCUGGAGCGUCAGCAGGCACAGGCGGCGCGUCAGCAGCUGGAGACGGCUCGCAACGCCACGCGUCAGCGCAGCAACCCCAGCAACAUCAGCGCCAGCAUCCCACCGCCCAGCACCGCCACAAACACAGCCAUGACUGAAAACAACCCGCUGGCCUCCCACAGCUCCCAGUUUCUUCUCACACGGUUGAACGAGCCAAAAAUGUCAGAGGCAGAACGGCAGGCGCUGGAGAGCGAGCGCGCAGACCACAACCUGUUCGUGCAGGAGCUUCUGCUGUCCACGCUAAUGCGAGAGGAGAGCUCCUCAUCCGACGAGGACGAAAGGCGAGACUUUGCUGACUUCGGCGCCAUGGGCUGCGUGGACAUCAUGCCUUUAGACGUGGCUCUGGAGAGCCUCAACUUGAAGGAGAGCUCCACAGGCAAGGAGCCUCCCCCACCUCCUCUUUGAUGAUAUCCCACCACCAUCACGCAGACAUUGUCCUCUGUGCUGUAACUGCCAAUGACGGUGGGCAAAAAAACAACACAGCUCUCUCUCGUUUUUUUCCUUUUUUUUUUUUCUUUUUUUUUUGGUGAUUGUAAUUUCAGGUCUGUCACCUUUGUUACAUUGUAUAAAUCCAUGAAAGAAGAGCGAGUGGGGAAAGAAGAGCGAGUGGGGAAAAAAUCUAAACACAUCAGAACAGGCGUGUGAGAGAGUGCGCGAAAACAAGAGAGAUAAACAGAACGAGAGACAAAACAAGAAAUAUAAAUAUAUAAAUAAAUAUAUAUAAGUUGAUAAUCAAUUCCACAUAACUAAUUUUUUUCCUUUAGCAGGUGAGCGUAGGUAUCUGUGGCAGACCUCAGCUUCCUGUCUUGCAAAAGGCUCUCCUUAUAAAUACUCCACAUUCAAAAACUGAAGAGGAAACAAGAGACCUUCUCUAAUGAAGCUGCUGUGUGUAUUUAUGAAUAUUAAUGAAUAAAAAGUGCUUGGAUGGUUUACCAUAA
Molecule: messenger RNA, 1874 nt
Organism: Triplophysa rosa
Lineage: Eukaryota; Metazoa; Chordata; Actinopteri; Cypriniformes; Nemacheilidae
Gene: kcmf1
Product: potassium channel modulatory factor 1
Exons: 7
Coding region: 190-1341 (383 amino acids)
Biological process (GO): synaptic signaling
Cellular component (GO): plasma membrane
Molecular function (GO): zinc ion binding
Source: RefSeq, a predicted model, not a curated record